Messenger RNA from Sclerotinia trifoliorum, 1379 nucleotides. The record is from the annotation of a GenBank genome assembly. Lineage: Eukaryota; Fungi; Ascomycota; Leotiomycetes; Helotiales; Sclerotiniaceae.
AUCUGCAUCAAAUUUCAACCACCUUCAGACGACAAGGCUCGCAGGACACCAUUGUAUUUAUAUUCCCUUCGAUAGCGGCGGAGACAGUAUACCUUCAUUCAUCACGAGAUAUCAAUCAUCAUGCCCCGCAAAGAACCGAAAAUCAAACUCAAACAGGCCGAUAGAUCUGGUCCUGAUCCCUCACUCGAAACUCUCCUCGACAUUGCAGCGAAACGAAAUUUGAGUGAGGCUCAACGGCAACGUCAAGCUGAAUUAGAUUCAGAAAACGAAGAGAUUUUAAUAGGAAGACUAGGAGAUUCGAUAUUAUGGACAAUUAGUCUUUCCAUGUUACAUUUCACCUUGGAUGUAUUGGUUACUCAUCAAUACGCAGAAGAACUUGUUUGGAAAGGGGUAAUAUCUAGAACUCUACAAGCAUGCCCUGGUAAGUUAUACAUUGUGUUUGGAUAUAGUAAUAAAGUAUCUGAUUCUCACAGUUAUUUGGCUCCUCUUUUAUGCCUUUCAUCCACAUCCCGAACCUUCCCACUUGUUUCCCAGACUACCUGCCAAAGCGUAUCAAUACCUACAUGAAAUCUCCUUUUUCGCAGCUAGCAUAACUGCCGGAUGUUAUCUUAUACAUAUUACAAACGAAUAUGGUAGUUUCGCCAUCAUGAAGCAAGCUCCGCCAAUAGGAACUAUCUGGAUAUGGUCUGUGAUUGAGUUGAACAUCCUAUGGGCAGUACCUAGUGUCGCAUUUUGUGCCAUCUAUCUUAAGGUCAAAGACUAUGCAUUCCUUUAGUCGAGAAUAUAAUAUUGGAUACUGGGAGAGAUAUUCCGUGCUGAAUGCAGGAGGUUCCGUUUGAUUCCCCACAUACCAUCACCAACAACCAAGGCAUCGCCGGUCACUAGUCCAGCACCAACUGAUGAGACGUCCCGUUCAACUGGAUUAAAAAAGCACAUUUCUUGCUCUUUCUGAUGAUGGUGCUGCAUGCGCUGGAGAGAAAGGGGGGUAGGAAAAGGAGCAAUGGAUGUUUCGACUUUAUCAACCGGAAGCGGCGGAAUGAAUCUUUCUUGGACUUAUAUCGGCGACACUAAUAUCCCGCUAAUUGGUCAUCCCUCCUGGUUUUGGAAAGCUCCCAAGAUCGUGAAUUCCCGACACUAUUAACGGUGUUAUAUUCAUUUCCUGUCAGAACUGGACUUUGUAGUGGGAAUCAUCCAUUCAAAGCUUUGAAGAGCCUAAUGAUGACAUUUUCAGAUUCGAUUCAAGCUCGAUUCAUCAAUCGGUAUACCAGAAACUCCCAAUCGAUCUAGCGUCUCACGUUGAGAAUAAAAUGUACGUUCAAGACAGUCAAGUCUUUUGUGGUCUAACUUUUUUGGUUUCUUUGCCGUGAUUCUUGGCCUCA